Molecule: messenger RNA, 2565 nt
Organism: Aureobasidium subglaciale EXF-2481
Lineage: Eukaryota; Fungi; Ascomycota; Dothideomycetes; Dothideales; Saccotheciaceae
Exons: 3
Coding region: 123-2210 (695 amino acids)
Cellular component (GO): cytosol
Molecular function (GO): asparagine synthase (glutamine-hydrolyzing) activity
Source: RefSeq, a predicted model, not a curated record
GUUCCUGUUUCUUUCAAUCCCCUACCCCCUGUCCAGCUAUUCAGCUACAUUCUAGCUCCUGCAUCGUAGCUGCACCCUGGUCUUUCAUUUGUAUCUGCACCUAAUACAUCCUUUGACUCAUCAUGUGUGGCAUAUCCUGCAUUGUUGCUCUCCAGCAUUCACAUCAUAAGCUUCCUGAUGUUGCCAAUGUCAAGAAAGCCGUUCCUGGCCUUCAGACAAACGGCGAUGCAGAACACACAAAGCUCGCCGUCGAGCUGGAUGCUUCUCUUGAUCAGAUCAAACACCGUGGACCAGACUCCCGCGGCCAGUGGAUCAGCAAUGACAAGCGCGUCGCGUUCGGUCACGUUCGUCUAGCCAUCAAUGACCUAUCCCCCGAUGGCAUUCAACCCUUUCAUGACAGGGAGCACACGGUCCAUGCAGUCGUCAACGGCGAGUUCUACGACUACGAUAAUAUCCGUAAAGACGUCGAAGCCAAGACCAACUACAAGUUCCACGGUCGCUCAGAUUCCGAGCUCGCCAUUGCCCUGUACAAGCACUACGGCCUCAACUUCCUUCACCAUCUUCGAGGAGAGUUUGCUUGUGUCAUAUUCGACGAGUCGCAGCAGCUCUUGAUCGCAGCCCGAGACCGUUAUGGUAUCAAGCCUCUGUUCUGGACCAUCCAGGGUGGCAGACUGUUGAUUGCCGCCGAGAUCAAAGCCUUCCUGCCUCUUGGCUGGAAGCCCGAGUGGGAUGUCAAGAGUCUACUCGACGCUGGCUGGAACCACGACGAGCGGACCCUAUUCAAGGGCAUCACCAAGGUCCGCCCUGGCCACUAUCUCACCUGCCAGUCCUUUGACCACAUCGAACAACGCCCUUACUGGGACAUCAGCUAUCCCAACAAGCUCACAGUCGACAUUCGGACUCCCGAAGAGAUGAUUGAAGGGGUCCGCCAACGUAUGCUCGACGCAAUCAGAAUCCGACUCCGUGCCGAUGUUCCUGUCGGCAUCUACCUCAGUGGCGGCAUAGACUCGUCCGUCAUCGCCGGCAUGGUCACACACCUGGUCAAAGAGCAGGGAAUAGCUAUGGGCAGUGCAGACGCCAAAGACCGCGUCUCGUGUUUCAGUAUCGCGUUUGACGAGGAGUCUGGCUUUGACGAGUCGUCUAUCGCGAACCGCACCGCUGAGUGGCUUGGAGUCCGUUACAUCAAGAAGCAUAUGAACGAGCAAGAGCUUGCCAAGCGCUUCGAGGAUGCUACCUGGCAUUGCGAACACCACAACCCCGACUUCAACUUUGUUGGCAAGUAUGCCCUCUCCGAGGUGCCUCAGGAAGUCGGCUUCAAGGUCGUCCUGACUGGUGAGGGAGCUGACGAGCACUUUGCUGGCUAUCCUUUGUACCUACCCGACUAUCUUCGUGAGUCUGAUCCAAGUUGGGAGAAGUUCAACACGCUUCCUGAGAGUGAGAGGCAACACCAACUCGAGCUUGCCGAAAAGGCUGUCAGUGACUAUUACGCUUCGAUUGGUGCUGACUCGUCAAAUCGUGGCCCCUCGGUCGCACGCCGCAUGCUCAACGACAUCACAACCGUCAGUAGCAUGGCUGCCUUUCAGCUCGACAUUUUCGCUUCCUGGACUCAUUGCUACGGUAAAUGCGACCCUCAAGUCACCAUCGCCAACAACGCCGAUGGACGUGUUCGUAAAUUGAUCACCGACUCGUGGCAUCCUCUGCAUUCAGCACAAUACGUCUGGUCAAAGGGGCAUCUGGCCAACAUCUUCCUGACAUGUCUUGGUGAUCGCACAGAAAUGGCGCACAGUAUUGAGGCACGUACACCCUUCCUUGAUCAUCCACUAACAGAUUACGUCAAUCACCUACCACCAUCGGCCAAGCUGCGAUGGGAUCCAGAAGCAAAGACGUUCACGGAGAAAUGGGUACUUCGAGAAGCCUCCAAACCUUUCAUCACAAAGGAAUUGUACGAGCGCAAGAAGCAUCCUUACUCUGCACCAACGACUUGGCCAAAGGGUGGACCAUUGAACAUACUUCUUGACAAGCUCAUCAACGAAGAGAACAUCGAGAGGCUGGGAUUCAUUGAUUGGGAGCGUUGCAGAGAGCUUACGGACCGAGCUUUCGGAGACAAGGGAGACCCCAUGGCGAUGAGGUAUGCCAUAGUAGUGGCUGAAUGGGUUGUUUUGAGUCAACGCUUUGGAGUCGCUACGGCUGAGAAGCCCAUGGGCUAUUGAUGCGAGGCGAGGCGAGGCGAAGCGAUGCGAUGCGAUGUCAUGCAUCUGCCGAGCUUCGUCUUAGGAGUAGCAGCCGCUCGACUCGCGAUCAUUGAUACAGAUAUCCUAUAGCCUGAUCGGUGGCGUCUCUCGAUUUUCCACUGCAUGCGCCCUAUCUCGACACGAACGAUGAGAGCGAAUCGGUGACACGUCUUCUAGAAGCAGCAUGGAAGAUUUCAGUGAGAUGGGUGUUUCAGAGGUCAUGCGGAGUGAAUGCUCUUGCUCAAGAUGAUGACGACGAAGAUGCAUGACUCGCGUCGGCAAGACGGGGCGGAGCGGCUGGCGGGAGCGGAGAUCGGGCAGUCCAUGACAUGUG